AUGAGACCCUCCGACGACCUGCCCCUCCGCAACGGCCAUCCACACCCCAAUCCGUUGGCCUCACAUGCGACCGUCCACGCCGGAGCAAACAACAUGGCUCUAGAUGCGCCGGCAAUCCAAGAGUCCAACGGCACAUCAUCCUCGCGCCCUGGCACCGCCGCGACCAGCAGAUCAAUCAGCAGGGUCCUUCGAGAUGAACAAGCUGGAGCUGCCCAGGGUGCUUCGACUGGCACCUCUGGCCGGCCAGGCAUGCUGCGCGCAAAAAGCGACUUCGGGCCCCGCCCUCCUGCGCCGCCAACAGAGAGUGCCGACGAGGGCAGCGUUGACGGGCAUUUCACCAUUCGCCAUGGUUGGGCCGACCAGCUGGGCUCGGAGGAGUACUCGAACUUAUUGACAUCUGUGUGUGAAUCUCUAGGACCACAGAUGAACUUCUUCAUGUACUACACAGACAAGAAACACGAGACAGGCGGCCACCCCAAAGGCGAGAACAGCCCAUUCCCCGUCCAAGAAUGGCGCAUGAGAGACAGGCUGAAGACUGUUUCUGCCGUCCUUGCGCUGUGCCUCAACAUUGGUGUGGACCCUCCGGAUGUCAUCAAGACCAACCCAUGCGCGAAGGAAGAGUGCUGGAUAGAUCCAACCGUAACCUCCCAGACGCCCGGACACACUCCCAUGAACCAAAUCGGGAAAGCUCUCCAGACGCAGUACGAGCAGCUUAGCAUGCGCACUCGCUACAAGCUGCUCCUCGACCCUACCACAGAAGAGACGAGGAAAUACACAUCCACGCUAAGACGCAAUGCGCGGAACGAGAGGGUGCUGUUCCACUACAAUGGCCAUGGCGUACCCAAGCCGACGAGUUCAGGCGAAAUAUGGGUGUUCAACCGCAACUAUACGCAGUACAUUCCGCUGUCCCUCUAUGACUUGCAGACUUGGAUUGGAGCUCCCAGCCUCUUUGUUUACGAUUGCUCCGAUGCCGGUCUCAUCAUCAGCAAUUUCAACAAAAGGAGUCUCUACCCCACCAACCCCGAGCUGCCGGCAGAUAUCUUCACCUCAUGUCUGACAGAUCCUAUAACCAUGGCCGUGCAAUUCUUCAUCUUGCAAGAUCCACUCCCCACCAAUGUCAGUCUCCGAGACGCCCACAACAUCCCUGGAAAAGUCUCUGAGCGUAGAACGCCCAUAGGCGAGCUCAAUUGGAUCUUCACGGCCAUUACUGACACCAUUGCAUGGAACUCGUUGUCAAAACCUCUCUUCAAGAAAUUGUUUCGCCAAGACCUCAUGGUAGCCGCACUCUUCCGCAACUAUCUUCUUGCACAGAGAAUCAUGCGCGUCUACCAUUGCCAUCCUGUCUCACAUCCCGAGAUCCCUCAAACCCACGAUCAUCCGCUCUGGCGCAGCUGGGAUCUAGCUGUCGAGCUAAUACUUGCACAACUUCCAGAUCUCCAGGCAGAAGCGCGUGGUGAGAAGGAAUACGUCUACAAGCAUUCGGAGUUCUUCUCGGAGCAGCUGACAGCCUUUGAGGUAUACUUGACCCAAGGAGCAGUGGAGCAGAAGAUCCCCGAGCAACUUCCCAUUGUGCUUCAAGUAUUACUUAGCCAGGUCCAUCGCCUUCGUGCGCUCAUUCUUCUUUCGAGCUUCCUAGAUCACGGACCAUGGGCUGUGAAUCUAGCGCUCAGUAUCGGCAUAUUCCCGUACGUGCUGAAGCUGCUCCAGUCACAGGCGAACGAACUUAAGCCGGUUAUGGUCUUUAUAUGGGCCCGAAUUCUUGCGGUUGAUCAGUCUUGCCAGGCUGAUUUGCUCAAAGACAACGGAUAUCAAUACUUCAUCAACAUCUUCAAUCCCAAUUCAGGUAUCGAACACCGAGCAAUGUGCGCCUUCAUCAUCUCCAUGUUUUGUAAAGACUAUAAUCAAGGCCAACGUGCAUCACUGAGCACAGAAUUAGUAGAGAGUUGCCUCGAUCAUCUCAAAGACAUGCAAAAUCCUUUGCUUAGGCAAUGGUCAUGUCUUUGUUUGAGCAAACUCUGGGUCAACUUCGAAGAAGCCAAAUGGGUGGGUAUUCGCUGCAUGGCCCAUGAGCGGCUAUGCGAGCUUAUAGUAGAUCCUGUGGCCGAGGUCAGAGCCGCAAUGCUGCACGCUCUGGCGUCUUUCUUGGGCAUUCGGGAUGUGACUGCUCAAGUCGCUAACAUCGAAGAGUCAAUUGCAUCCAUGGUCCUUGUCGUUACUAUGGAUGGCAACAGUAUGGUACGGCGAGAACUGCUCAUGUUCUUCUCGGUUUUUGUUGCACGCUACAAGUCACGGUUCCUUGUUGCUGCCUAUGAGCAAUUCCUGGCCGAAAAGAGUAGUGCAACUCCAGCACAAACCGAAGACAAACAGGGUGAUGCUCUGUUCAUGAAAUCGCGGACAUCAUCAGAUCCCGAGGUUCCAGCCCCAGCACCGGGCCUUUGCUCACAAAACACUAUAUACUCUGCUAUCUGGAAGGAAUUGCUGGUCAUGUCUGUUGACCCACAUCCCGAGAUCGCCAAGGAGGCGGGCAUCGUUGUGGACCAUAUACUAUUAGCUUUGUCCGAGUCUUCCCUGGCUAAGCACGUACAGUCCCACUUCGAAGAGGCCGUGAAGGAAGUUCAGGCUGCUCGUCCAAUCCGCCGUACUGCGGAGGACGCAUCGUACCAGCAGAAAUCGUCCCAUCCUCCCACGCCGACUAAAGACUCUAGUUAUCUGUCACUAUUUGGUAGCAUACGCAAGUCAACAAGCGUCGGCGCAUCGCUGAAGAAUCUAUGGACGAGUCACGAGCCCGCAACGUCACCUCAGAAGCAGUCUUCAAGAAACAAGGAAGAGAGCGCUGCCACAGCACCAGAGUCGAGACCGCAAACCCCCGAAAAGUACCACGUGGAAGAAGAGCCCAAAUCGCGGGGCUUCAGGCCUCGAGACCUGUCGCAAAAGCCAGAGAUACCAUUGAAAAGUGUGUUCUUUGAGUGGUCAGUGGAGUACUUCCGUGAGCCGCAGAUGAAGCCGACAGAGGCGGACGAACCCGGUAGCACAGACUAUAACGGCAGGUUGUGGCGUAGAAAUCGGAACGAUAAGAUUAUUGCUGAGACGCAACCUCUGAAGGAAGUCUCGGUCUCCAAUCGCUGGGAUGUGCCUCGAGGCUACUUCGACAAUCUCAGCCAGCCCAUGAAGAUGUGCUUCCACCAGUUCGAAGACCACCUUGUUGUGACAGACAACCGGGAUACUAUCAACAUCAUUGAUUACUCGAAGUCCGUUGUCAGGAAGAACUGCUUCUCCAAUGGCAAUCCUCCAGACUCGAGAAUCACAGACGUUCGCUUCAUUAACGAAGAUGACCAAGCUCUACUAAUGACGGGCUCAAGCGACGGUGUCAUAAAGAUCUUCCGCAACUACGACUCCAAAGGGCGAACGGAACUGGUCACUGGCUUCAGAGCGUUGACUGAUCUCGUAUCUAGCAACAAGAACGCUGGGCUGGUGUUCGACUGGCAACAGGGACGGGGCUUAGUAUUGGUUGCUGGUGAUGUCAAGGUUAUCCGGGUUUGGAAUGCGGGCACCGAAGUUUGCACCAGCGUAAGUUACCAAGUAGAAGGAGACGUUUUUGUCGCUGGAUUUGGUGAUGGUGCCAUUCGCGUCUACGAUCAGCGCCAGAAGCCCGCCACGGCCAUGGUCAAAGUAUGGAAAGAACACAAGCAGUGGGUCACGAAUGUGCAUCUGCAGCGAGGCGGCCAGCGCGAGCUCGUCAGUGGCUGUCGGAGUGGUGAGGUCAAGCUCUGGGACAUCCCUGACAAGUGUAGUGGAACACAAAAGCAUCGCGUCAAGAUCUUCAACAUCAAUAGCGGCCAACCCGUCUCCUACUUUGAGCCGUACUCCGGUUUCCUCCGCGACCGAUCAGCUCCCAUUGCAGCUACCGCGUUUCAUCCGCAUAGACUCAUGAUCGCUGCUUCGGCUCUACACGACAACCAUGUCAACAUAUUCGCCUGCCACGAACCGAAACAUUCCGCGAUCAAGACGGUCAAGCUAUGGGAAGGCCCUACUACCACUCCCGGCAGGGUAUCAUCUCUGAAUGUUUAA
Molecule: messenger RNA, 4068 nt
Organism: Parastagonospora nodorum SN15
Lineage: Eukaryota; Fungi; Ascomycota; Dothideomycetes; Pleosporales; Phaeosphaeriaceae
Exons: 6
Coding region: 1-4068 (1355 amino acids)
Biological process (GO): positive regulation of protein serine/threonine kinase activity; cellular response to amino acid stimulus; positive regulation of cell growth
Cellular component (GO): TORC1 complex; cytoplasm
Molecular function (GO): protein binding; protein-macromolecule adaptor activity
Source: RefSeq, a predicted model, not a curated record